AUGUUAUUUCAAUGUCCUAAUCGAGUUUACAAUGCAUGGAAAGGUCCAUUUCCAAUGAAUGUGGAACAGUUUCGAAAUUAUUUAGAUAUUAAUUAUAAUCUAUUUGGUCAUAAAUCAAAUUUUUCAUUUCAGUGGCUUUCCUUUCAACCUGAAUAUAUUCAAAUUGAAUUUGGUGAUAACUUCAUUGAUUCUCAUUCGGAUAAUUCAUUUCAAGUUACUUAUUAUCAAAUCGGAUAUGGCCGAGUAACAUAUACAUAUCGUCGUGUCAUAGAAUCAACAAUUUUUACACAGUAUAGAAGUCUCUAUUUAAAAGUUGGUUCAUACGAACGAUCGAAAUAUGAUGUAUAUCAUUCAUAUCAAUUUCAGUCGUUAAAUACCAACACAUUACAAUGUAUUGUCAAACAAUUGGGAAUUUUGCCUGAAGAAUUUUCUACUUGGUACGAAAAAUCGAUAUUUAUUAUAAAGAUUGAAGAUCUUUAUCAUCAAAACCCACCAAAAUUUACUUCCAUUCUAAUGUUAAAAUGUGGUGUUAUUGUUGGCUAUUUUUAUAAACCGAGAAAUAUGGAUUAUUUUCCAAGUUAUGGAACUGGUCAUAUUUUUACCGAUAUUGUUCGAUUAUUUGAUAGUUCAUAUCUUCAUCCUCCUUAUUUUUCAUAUCUAUUUGUUGGUUUUUUUAUUUGUUUCCUCUUGGGAAGUUUAUUUCAUGUCAUACAUUUCUUCGUGAUUAUUCGCAAUCGAUCAUCACCAGAGCAAAAUCUACUAGUAAUGGAACAACUAAGAAAAUCAGACAUAAUUUCUGUAGAGGAUUUAGAUAAUCUUCUGAUGAAUACAAGCUAUCUAAAUCAGCAUCAUGAUUGUUUAUUUAUACUUCGUGAUAAAUAUUUUGUGAUGUUUCUGAUCGAUUUCAAUGAAAAUUCACCGAAAAUUCUCAAACAAUUUUAUGAAGAUGUUCCAUUUUUAAUCAUUCCUCUUGCUACAAUCACAAAAGUAAAACUUGAUUGCAUCGUAGUUGAUUCUAAAUAUAUUUAUUUUCCUUCGUUCAUCGAUAAGUAUUACUCGACAGCAGCGGAUUGGUUGCAUAAACGUUCAAUAUUGCUGAGUGAUGAAUAUCGAUUUAGCUGCGAAUGGAAUCAAGUUUCCGAACAAGAGCACGAACGACAACAUCAUUUAAGAUUUCUAAUUAAUGAAGAAAUUCAAUAUCAACAACAUACGUAUCGGCAUGAUAUUAAUAGAAUUUUGGAACGAAUUACAUCAGCACCACCUGAAUUUAUCGCAAAAUUUCGUUUGAUGGAUCCACACAUAGCUAGGAAUGACACGCUUUUAAAUACUUGUUCUAUAUGUCUCGAAAAUUUUCAAUCUAAUCGACGAUUUGGUAUAUGGCCAUGUCCAGGUAGACAUAAAUUUCAUUUCGAUUGUAUGUUAAGUGUCUUAAGAGCUGGAAAUAAAUGCCCACUAUGUCGACAUCCCGUUGAACCAGCAAAUUUACCUGGAAUACAAACUACUUUUUCACUUCUUGCUCAACGAACAAUAACUACAAUGUUCACUUGA
Messenger RNA from Adineta steineri, 1548 nucleotides. The record is from the annotation of a GenBank genome assembly. Lineage: Eukaryota; Metazoa; Rotifera; Eurotatoria; Adinetida; Adinetidae.